AUGCUCGGGCUAAUUGAUGUACAAUUUGAAUAUAAUGAGGAGGACUUUGAAAGUAUUUCGUCUGGAAAGUCCUUCAAUGCUCGCUAUCGACAACAAUUCCAAGAUAUGAAUCCAACAGCGAGUUGGGCACGUAUUAAUGCUGUAAUGGUGGCGAAAUACAACGAGUACCAGAACAUGCUAACUGGACGUGGUAGACAAUUAGCUAGUAAGAAAGUUGGCCGAAUUCCUGGAUCUACUUCAACUCCAGCAUCUUCUAAGGAUUUGCAACCAACUUCAUCUGGUGCUGGUUCUUCUGGACAAUUUGAUAAAGUUGAGAAGGUUGCUCCUUUGAAAAUUCGCCUUUCAACGAGAAAGAAGCGAAGAAAUGACGAUUCUGAAGAAGAACUUAACUCUGAUCAAGAAUUUGAAUCUCUUCUAAAAGAACAUGAACGGCAAUUGGAUGAGGAGGAAAGAGCAAAGGAGGAACGAAAAAAAGAACGUGCCGCAGCUAGGAAGGCUAAAGAAUCGAAACAAAAAGUUAAACGGCGAAAGGAGGAAGGCGAAGGAGGGGAAGAUGGAGAUAAUCCACAGGUUUUUUGA
Meloidogyne enterolobii is the source of this 579-nucleotide messenger RNA. The record is from the annotation of a GenBank genome assembly. Lineage: Eukaryota; Metazoa; Nematoda; Chromadorea; Rhabditida; Meloidogynidae.